Messenger RNA from Monopterus albus (swamp eel), 5406 nucleotides. It is a transcript of the gene lrch1, whose product is annotated as leucine-rich repeats and calponin homology (CH) domain containing 1. Gene Ontology annotation, cellular component: cytoplasm. Lineage: Eukaryota; Metazoa; Chordata; Actinopteri; Synbranchiformes; Synbranchidae. The record is from RefSeq and is a predicted model, not a curated record. Gene Ontology annotation, molecular function: protein binding.
UUUGACGCACCGCGAUGACUGAAUCAGCCGCGGCGGCUACAACAGAGGGGGGGUGAACGCGCGGCGCGGGGGAGAAGUCGGUGUUUCGUUGACUGAACCUUGGCUAACUCCGUGCUCUGUCUCUCGGAUAUAACCGACACCCACCUAGCGGAGAGGGGGAAAAGUAUGGCGACGUUGGCACCGGAGUCGACUCGCCCUCCUCUGUCGCAGCUCGGUUCUUCUCCGUCGGUCCAGACGCACAUGGGCAGCGCUAACCUGCCGCCCAACCGAGGCUUGGAGCGGGCACUGGAGGAGGCGGCGGCCAGCGGCGGCCUCAAACUCCGCUCCCGAAAACCGAAGGAAGCCGCCAACCACGACCUGACGGACACGGUGGAGGCAGAUCUGUCAAAGAACCGACUGGCCGACAUGCCUUCAGACAUCUGCCACCUGGUCGCCCUGGAGACACUAAACCUGUAUCACAACUGCCUCAGGACCAUCCCAGACAGCAUCAUCGGCCUGCAGUCGCUCACCUCCUUAAACCUCAGGUACACACACAAAAAAAAUCUUCCGGCCUGUCUGUGUGGUCUGCCUCUGAGAGUCCUCAAUGCCAGCAAAAACAAGCUGGUGAGCCUGCCCGAGACCGUCGGACAGCUGCACGGCCUCAUGGAGCUGGACAUAAGCUGCAACGAGAUCACGGCUCUGCCUCGUCACAUCGGCAGACUCAAAGCUCUGCGAGAACUGAACGUUCGCCGGAACCUUCUCUGCGUCCUGCCAGAAGACCUGGCUGACCUUCCUCUGGUGAAGUUUGACUUCUCCUGUAACAAGGUGUCAACCAUCCCAGUGCGUUACAGGAAGAUGAAACAGCUCCAGUCGCUCCAGUUAGAAAACAACCCACUGCAGAGUCCACCCGCACAGAUCUGUAUAAAGGGUAAAGUUCACAUAUUCAAGUAUCUGAGCAUCGAGGCAUGUCGCAGUGAGAAGAUGCCUGACUCUCUCUACCUGCCUGUCAUGGAGCGACUCAGCCUGUCACGGCCCACCACCGACAGUGUGGAGGACAUGGAGCAGCAGAAGAAGCAGGACAGCGACUCAGGAGUCGGCAGCGACAACGGGGACAAGAGGCUGUCUGCUACUGAGCCGUCAGAUGAGGACAGUCUGAGUCUCAAUGUGCCGAUGAGCCACAUCACAGAGGAGGAGGGACUCAGUAAGGACGACUCCAGUGAGCACAUCAGCUCCCUGACAGCAGAUCCAAACUCCGACUCAGUCCGUCUGAUUGAGGAGAGUCCUACGGAGGCCCUGAGGGACCAGUUCAGCUACAGAGACUCUGGUCUCAGUGCUCGCUUUGUCAACUACAUCAAGGGUCGGACGGCAGCAGACUUUGACGAGCCCCUCAGGAUAGAAGAAGAGUCACAGUGGCCAACGCAACAAAAGCCAAAGGUCACGGGGGGCACAGAGCUCCACAUUGACAUGAUCAGUCAGCUGAAGGAGGCUGUGGAGCUGCUGCAGGACCCUAGCGGAGUGAGCACGGAGCUUGAUGACCUGCCUGGAGUUCAGCUCUACACGGUGGAAAUGGUCACGGUGGACGAGUCGCUCAAUGGGCAGGACAGCGACGACGGUGCCACCACACCAAAGCAAGAUGACAGAUCUCCAGCCAGCGGACCUCCAUUCUUCUCCAGCCCACCGUUUGGACUGAAGCCCCGUUCAGUGUUCCUGCGGAGUCACAAGAGUCUGGAGUCUGUGGAUCCUCAGUUCACCAUGAGAAGAAAGAUGGAGCAGCUCCGGGAGGAGCUGGAGCUCAUGGAGCAGCUCAGAGAUAGCAUCGAGAGCAGGCUGAAGGUCGACCUCCCCGAAGACCUGGGUUCGUCUCUGAUGGACGGUGUUGUGCUCUGCCAUCUGGCCAAUCACAUUCGCCCACGCUCUGUCGCCAGCAUCCAUGUCCCCUCGCCUGCAGUGCCCAAACUUAGCAUGGCCAAGUGCCGGAGAAAUGUGGAGAGCUUCCUGGACGCCUGCAGGAAGAUCGGUGUACCAGAGUCUUCCCUCUGUUCGCCCUAUGACAUCAUCCAGUGCCACCUUCAGCCAGUUUGCGUUGCAGUUCUGGCGCUGGUUGCCUUGGAUGCAACCUCUCCAGCCAGGAAAUGGGAAGAGGUACUCAUGACUCCAUACCCCACCUCCACCAGGGUGUCAAACACUCCCUCACUGGUUUCAGUGACCACCCAAACCCCGUCUCCCGCCUGGCAAAUCUGGGACUUUAUCGGCUCGAGUCUGGUUCACAUCCUGUGCCUAGUUCUGCUCUUCGUGGCCUAUACUUGGAGCGAGCUGACGUAACCUUGACAGCAGCCUCCUGUCAAUCACCUGCCUGCCCAGGCCCCUCCUCCUUGUUUUUGCUGCAUUUAUGUCACAUGGGAAGAAUCUUACUAAAAAAAAAUCACUCCUCCUGUCCAGAGAGCUUCCUUCCUAAACUGAUUUCAGUGGAAGAGAGAGAGGAUAAAACAGACGACUUUACUGCGAAGUUCAAAUGGAAGCUUAUGUGAAACUGGAACAGCCUAAAUUAUUUAAAUCAGGUCUUUUUAGAUUGUGAAUCCCUCUUGGAGCGUUUCCACCACAUCCACCAGUUUAUUUUGACAUGCCUCCUAACACAGAACAGUACUGGGUGGAAAUGUGCUUUAAUUAGCAUUUUAUCCUAAACGUUGUGCUCAAUUUGUGCUACAUUUACAUGGAAGCUUCACUACAGUCCAGUUCUGCUGAGCUGUGUGGAGGGACAGCAACACAAAGUCCGAAUUUGCUAUUAAAAGUUAUAGGAAAGUCACUUGUUUAUAUCAUCUGACCUUUUAAAUGUAUGUUUGUACAGAACAAGGAGUGUGGGUUUUUUCCCGUCACUUGCAUUGAAAUUUCUUCAUGAAGGGAUCCCUUUGCAUUGUGGACAACAGGGAGAGUGACUAGUGAUGCUUUCAGAGCAUGUGAGGGUUGUUUCACUAUGGACUUGUCAGCAGUUCUGUAGCCUCAUUAACAAACUGUGGGUUUGUGUCGUGCAGAACCAUCAAACAGCAAGUUCAAACAAACCCGCUUCCAGUGUAAUGUCCCCAUGUGGGAUGAUGCUUUUAAACCAGAUCAAUACUGUUGGGCCCAUGUGAUGUGAAUGCAGCGUUAGCGUGAACCAACGCUUCUCUCUUCACCUUCUGCCCGUUCAUUUCCCCUUCUCGUCUCAGAUGUGUCCCUGCAGUCAACUGACUCUGAAACUGAACUGAAGCAGUAAAUAUAUGGUUACUUGAAGUCACUGAUGUCUUAUCGACAUGUUGUACAGUGGGGAUUUGUGAUCUGUGCAGGAGGGAGAGGGGUGAUUCCAGUCUGAGGCUGUGCCCUGCUUCUGGAUGCAUUGAAAGUUACAGUUGAACAAAACCACUGACUUGUGCCCAUGACCAAGUGGUACAGUUAGAAACUGUCUCCCUGAUGAAACGGAGUCAGCGGUAGUGUUCACACAGUGAGCGCUCCACACUGAGCAGCCCAGUGUUUCUGAGGGAGCAGUAGCUGGCAGACAUUUGGAACCACAGUGGAGGUCGACUGGACAAGUGGCUGGAGACGAAUCAGAACAGCUAACAUCUGUUGCUAUGUCCAUUUACUUUGGCGUAACUAGUGUGUGAUAGUGUGAUAAGUUGUUCAGGUGUAGAUUAUGGUUGUGGCGUCUGUUAAACUUCUUAUAGGACUGUAAUCCAAUAAAACAGGUUCUUUACUGCCACUUACUGGCUAAAGAUGCUCUUCAAGGCUGUAACUGAAAGUUUAAAGUUCCCUACGACAGUGCAAUGCUGCCAGUCUGAUUACAUAACACUGAAAUAGAUACCCAUAAAAGAAACGCAUACAUAGACUCUCAACAUAGAAUGUUUCAGCUGAAAUAAGUUUAAUAUAGAACAGAAGAAUGUCCAGUAGAUGUUUUCUAUAGACAGGUGGCCAGUUGGAUCGACAGCAGAAUAAAAUUCAUCUUCACUUCUCAGAAUGGAUGACAAAGAGUUAACUGCAUGAAGCCAAUGAACAUCUGUAGCGGCUGAGCUAACCAGUAACGUGCUGGUUAAUUAGGAACAAGCUGCUCAGCCACUAUAAUACACCAAGCUACGUGACUUUGACAUGCAGUGCUGGCCUUGGAAAGCUAGCAGGUCAUAUGAAACUAUAGGCUAAGAGAAGUCAAAUGCAGAAGGACUAAUACAGUGGUUUCUUCUGUUUUGGAUUUGGAAUUCAGAUUGGGACAUUAUCAGCAGAAUAUCUUUCCAGUAAUGAUGGGACAGAUUCUCACGGCUAUGACUUGUGAGCGUUCAUGUCAUCAGACAAGUGAAGAUGGCAGCUGCUGCUGUAACAACAAGACAGUCACCGCUAGUUAAAUGGCUCCUGUUGGCCAGAUUAUUGAGACACCAUGUCACUGUUUAAAGAUUUCACUAAGACGUCUUCCAGGUGGUGAAGACCUACAGCGUGGUCGCUGCCUGGCACAGCUGCAGCUCACUCUCAGAAUGUGUUCAUUCCAGAAAUUUCACCUCCUGCACAGAUAAAAGCCUCCAGUCUCAGAGUGACCACAGUCAGAGACUGGAAGCUGUGUUUUCAUGGCUGUUCCUGUAGUUUCAGUGAUUAAACUGCAUAAGCACAUGAUUCCUGUGUGGAGAUGCCCAGAGCAGCACAAACAGCCAUUAUAAAGUGGUGACUGAAGCCAUAUGUCCAUGGGUAGUGAUGGAUGUUAUGUUAUAUUUAUCUGGUUGAAUAAUAAACAGUUAUUUGAGUGUGGUGUUUUGAAGCUUAAGGAAAAAGUGGAGUUUAUUUGCCUGUAUAAAUGAAUUAACUUGUUUUAUUUACAUUGGUGCACUGUUCCUGUUUGUGGAGAACGUGAAGGGCUGCAGGCACUAGAUGAAUUUAUAUAUAUGUAUAUAUAUACUAGUUUGGUACAUGGAGGAUUAGCAGCACACCACUCUGCGUGUGAUGCUGAGAGGAUGUUUCUUAUCCCCACAGCAUCAUGUCUGUUGGAUUAAUUCACAGAAGCUGAGUGACUGCAGGCGUUAUUGGUACUUUAAGUUUUCAUUUUAUGGAAACAAAAUGCAUUGUAUUUAUUAUAUAGAGAACAGUAAAGCUGUGGGUUGAGUAAAGUGUUAACUUCUUCAUAUUCUCUGAAUUAAUUCCAGCAGUGAAGUUUUUUUUUUGCGGUUGUUACGUUUUUUUACAUUUGUGCUGAUGUGGGUGGAUUAAUUUUUCUGAUUUGUGUACGAUGUUUGACAGCAUGAACGUCUGAGGUAUUAAAUGCAGUUUAGGGGUGUUGUGGGUUCUGCAGUGUCGUUGCUUAACGUUGAAAGUCUUACAGGAGAAACGUGAGGACCUAACGUGACCUGAACCUGAAAAGAUCCAUGCUGCUCUCAUGUGUGUAUUAAAAAUGAAAUAAAACAGAAUAUUUGUUGGUCCAUG